Molecule: messenger RNA, 1483 nt
Organism: Saccostrea echinata
Lineage: Eukaryota; Metazoa; Mollusca; Bivalvia; Ostreida; Ostreidae
Product: monocarboxylate transporter 13-like
Exons: 5
Coding region: 1-1260 (419 amino acids)
Biological process (GO): transmembrane transport; monocarboxylic acid transport
Molecular function (GO): monocarboxylic acid transmembrane transporter activity
Source: RefSeq, a predicted model, not a curated record
AUGGAGAGGGAGACUGCACUCCCUAAGGACGAUCCUGAGGUUGCUAUAUAUAGGGAGACGGAGGAAGUAGGAAUAAGUAGUAAAGACGGAGAAAAUGAAGAGGAACCCGAAUCAGUUGUCGAUGGCGUCUCUGGCAGUGAUACCAAUGAGGAGGAAGUGGGGAAAAAUAUUGACGAGCUCAGCCCAAAUAUUUCUUGUCCAGAACUGCCCAAAGUUCUGCUCCAACGUAUUUUAACGGAUGCACAUUGUCCGAAACCCACUGAACCUGCGAAGAAAGAUGGUGGUUUUUGUUGGAUAAUCGUCAUCGCUAGUUUUCUGUCAUGGUUCUUGUUUGCCGGUACCCGAAGCAGUAUUGGACUUAUCCAGGAAGAGUUUGAGAAUAGAUUAAAAGACAGCCCCACGGGACUAUCGUGGACAGGGGCAAUGGUAAAUGCCAUUCCUCUUUUACUAGCUCCAGUUAUAUCAGUUUUAACGAGAAUCACAAGCUGUGGAUUUCUGACAUCUUUAGGCGGCGUGAUCACUUUUGCUGGAUUUUUGCUGGUGACAUUCACUGACACAGUACCUUUGAUUUUAGUAGGUUUGGGACUAUUUCCUGGCUUGGGAUUAGGCCUAAUGGCACUUCCAUCAACAUUUAUGGUCAGUGAUUGUUUUGAUAGUAGACGAGGUCUUGUCAUAGCAUUGAGUACAGCUGGUGGAGGCUUGGGGUUCAUUGUUUUCCCGGUCUUGUUCUCCUUCAUGGUCAACUUUUAUGGUCUAAAGGGAACGCUUUUGGUGUGUUCUGCUCUCUACCUAAACGGGUUUCUCUUCGGUAUUAUCUACCGUCAAAAGGAAAAGCAACCAAAGAAAAUUGAGAAAAAAUCAACUUUCUCAGAAAUGAAGAAGACCUUUUGCGACAAAGAUGUCUUCUGUUCCUAUAACUUCUUUCCAAUGAUAUUUUCAAACAUGAUGUUUGGUGCCUCCGACACCAUUCCAUUCCUGUUUAUACCUUCAAAGGCCGAAAGACUUGGUUUCUCGUUGGAAUUGUCGGCCAUGUUGAUUUCUGCUAUUGGUUUUACUAGCAUCACUGGAAGAAUCGGGAUCGGAAUUCUCACUGGGAAAUCUCAGUGCAGACGACUAGGAUCCUUCAUUGCUGCGUUUCUCAUUAGUUCGGUUUCAAUGGCUCUGUACGCCUUUACAGAAAGAUACGUUAUUCUUAUCAUAGGUAGUUGCGUUUUUGGAGUGUCAACAGGGCGAGUACACAGGAUGACCCGCUUUAUGUAAUGUAUAAUGAAAGUAAUCUUCUAACGAGAACACAGUUGUAUCUUCUCUUUUUGAAAAAAAAAAACUUUUCAUUUUUCGUAUUCAUUACAGCUACGUUUUUAAACAUUACAUAUACCUGAUGAAAUAAAAUUCUAACAUAUAUUUUAAUAACAUAUUAACCAUACAUAUUUUCGGAUAACUCUUAUGUUGAAUAAAUUACAUUGAAUUUUAGCUUUAUGGUCAA